Anopheles maculipalpis is the source of this 1482-nucleotide messenger RNA. Its product is annotated as probable cytochrome P450 6a13. Lineage: Eukaryota; Metazoa; Arthropoda; Insecta; Diptera; Culicidae. The coding region runs from base 1 to 1482 and encodes 493 amino acids. The transcript is spliced from 2 exons. Gene Ontology annotation, molecular function: oxidoreductase activity, acting on paired donors, with incorporation or reduction of molecular oxygen; heme binding; monooxygenase activity. The record is from RefSeq and is a predicted model, not a curated record.
AUGGUGCUCUCCGUCGGUUUGGUGCUUUUUACUGCUGCGGUGUGUUUGCUAGUAUAUCGCAUUAGACGACAAUACCACUAUUGGAAGGAUCGAAAUGUACCAACCAUUCCUUGUUCCUUUCCAUUUGGCAAUUUCGGCGAGCUUCGGACGAAAUCCCUAGCCGAAGUAUCGAUCGCUCUUUAUCGCCAGAUGGAUCGAAGGGAACGGUUUUACGGACUAUCGAUCAUGCUUCAACCGACGCUCAUGAUCACCGAUCUGGAACUCAUCAAAACGGUGCUGAUAAAAGAUUUUGCCUACUUUCCGGACCAUGGAGUGUAUCACAACGAGCGGGUGGAUGCACUAUCGGGCCACCUGUUUUGUCUGGAAGGAUCGAGGUGGAAAAGCAUCAGAUCGAAACUAUCGCCAACGUUUACCUCCGGCCGAAUGAAGGCAAUGUUUCCAAUUUUGCUACAAGUUUCCAACCAAUUCGCCGAUUUCCUUCGCACGGAAGUGGGCCGUUCGGGUGAGCUGGAUGUGAAGGAUUGCUGUGCGCGCUUGAUGAUCGACAACAUUGGCGGAUGUGCGUUCGGUAUUGAGUGUAACAGCUUCCACCAGCCGGACAGUGCCUUCCGGCGGACGGGUGAGCUGGUGUUUCACAGUCCACGAAAUUCGCAGCUGGUCAGCAAUCUGUUGCGGUUGUAUCCCGCGCUGGGACGGGUGCUACGGUUAAAGGUGAACCACGACGAGGUAAUUGAUUUCUUCACUGACCUGGUGCAGCGUACGGUGGCGAUGCGUGAGACCAGCCCCGGAAAGCGUAACGAUUUGCUUGAAAUGAUGAUCGAUCUGAGGGACGGACCGGAUGGUGCCGCACUCACGAUGGAUGAGCUGAUGGCGCAAGCGUUCGGUUUCUUCCUGGCCGGGUACGAAACAUCGUCCUCCAAUGUGACCUUCUGUCUGUACGAGUUGGCACUGAAUGAAGUGUGCCAGGAGCGGGCACGAGCCUGCAUACAGCAGGCCCUUCAAAAGCAUGGAGGUUUAACGUACGAAGCGCUGGCUGAUAUGGAAUAUCUCGAUCGUUGCAUUAAUGAAACACUUCGAAAGUAUCCACCGCUUCCCAUUGUGCCACGCGUUUCCUCCAAAGCGUACCGAAUCCCGGACAGUGAGGUGAUCAUACCACCUUACAUGAAGAUUCACAUCCCGGUGUACGCUAUCCAGCGCGAUGAACGAUACUACCCCGAACCGGAGCGUUUUGAUCCGGAUCGUUUUGCACCGGAACGGGUGGCUGAGCGACACUUUAGUACAUUUCUGCCGUUUGGAGAGGGACCUAGAAUUUGCAUAGGACAGCGGUUGGGUGUGAUGCAGUCGCGUGUUGGUCUGGCAACGGUGUUGUCGAACUUCCGCGUGCGGCCUGGUCCACGGACGCAGAUUCCGAUCGUGUAUGCCAAGGAUGCGGUUACGCUACAGUCGCAGGGUGCGGUGUUCUUACAGUUAGAGCCUUUGUAG